Rangifer tarandus platyrhynchus (Svalbard reindeer) is the source of this 456-nucleotide messenger RNA. The record is from the annotation of a GenBank genome assembly. Lineage: Eukaryota; Metazoa; Chordata; Mammalia; Artiodactyla; Cervidae.
AUGCUCUGGAAUGCUUCCCAUUUUCCGAAUGUAAGAUUUUCCAAAAUAAACGUUGGAGUAACUGCAUGGCUGAUACCAUGUGAACAAUUUAAUUCACACAAUAAUAUUUCUGGAGUUUAUGGAAGCUCGGCCUUUUUCCAGGAGGCUUGGAAGUCCAAAAGUGAGCUGUUUCUUCUCAGUGGGAGAAAAGAUGGAGGAUGUGAAUCGGAAUUGGACGGGGCUCUUGUAAUGAGAUCCAGAUGCAACCCUGGGAUAGCAGGGAUCCCCAAGCUUAUCUGUUCAGAAGGUCCCCAAACCUUCAGGGCUUGUAGCUCACAUGCCUCCUCUUCCAAGGAGUCUGCCCUGAUGGCCAGAUUGCAUCAGCUGACAUCACACUGUCAAGAUGAUCUGUUUCCCUGUCCUUUUCCCCUUCGUCUGGGAAAUUCUUGCGACCAGGAUAUUAAAAGCUUGCAAUAA